This is a messenger RNA of Emiliania huxleyi CCMP1516, 1457 nucleotides long. RefSeq names its product putative Lipoyl synthase. NCBI's taxonomy places the organism in Eukaryota, Haptophyta, Isochrysidales, Noelaerhabdaceae. Gene Ontology annotation, biological process: lipoate biosynthetic process. The coding region runs from base 172 to 1209 and encodes 345 amino acids. Gene Ontology annotation, molecular function: 4 iron, 4 sulfur cluster binding; lipoate synthase activity. The transcript is spliced from 5 exons. The record is from RefSeq and is a predicted model, not a curated record. Gene Ontology annotation, cellular component: mitochondrion.
CUCGCGGCUUUUCGCGAGCAGCUCGCAUCGGACGUCGCCACAGAGGACGAGACGUCGUGGACCGACUCUGUCUCCGUCGCGGAGCGGGUAGGGACGAAGAGGGCGGUGAAGAAGCAGCACACGCGCCACCCGGACUGGCUCAAGGUGCAGCGGCCUGGGGGGGACGACUACAUGCGGAUCCGGAACGGCCUGCGCGCGAGCAAGCUGGCGACCGUGUGCGAGGAGGCGCGGUGUCCCAACAUCGGCGAGUGCUGGUCGAGCAAGAAGGGGGCCGCCACGGCGACCAUCAUGGUGCUCGGCGACACGUGCACGCGCGGCUGCCGCUUCUGCAACGUCAAGACCUCGCGCGCGCCGGCGCUGCCUGCAGACGAUGAGCCGGAAAAGACGGCCGAGGCGCCGCGCCGGGGAGGGGGCGGGAGAGGCGCGGCCACACGCGCGAUCGCCUCGUGGGAGGUGGACUACGUCGUCAUCACCUCGGUCGACCGAGACGACAUCCCUGACGGCGGCGCGUCGCACUACGCCAGGGUCGUUCGGCGGGUCAAGGCGCGACCGGCACUCAAGCCGUCGAUGCGGCUCGAGUGCCUCACGCCCGACUUCAACGGCACCUCCGGCCUCGACGGCGUCGCCACCGUCGCCUCCGCCGGCCUCGACGUCUACGCACACAACAUCGAGACUGUCGAGCGGCUGCAGGGCUCCGUGCGGGACCGCCGGGCGGGCUACCGCGAGUCGAUCGGCGUGCUGGAGCACGCGCGCAGCGUGAACCCGAGCCUGGUGACGAAGACCUCCAUCAUCCUCGGCUUCGGCGAGCGCGACGAUGAGAUCCGGCAGACGAUGCGAGACAUGCGGGACGCCGGCGUCGAGAUCUUCACCCUCGGCCAGUACCUUCGCCCGUCGAGGAGGCACAUGAAGGCGCCGCUGCCGCCCGGAGGGGAAGGGAAGGGAAGGGAAGGGUGGUGGUGGUACGUUGCGAGUGGUCCGCUGGUCCGGUCGAGCUACAAGGCAGGGGAGGUCUUCAUGGAGGCGAUUUUGCGCGAGCGCGAGGCGGCGCAGCACGGCUCGCGCAGUGGCGCGGAGGCGGCCUCGCCGAGCGACGGCGCCUCCUCCCUCCCCCUCUCCGGCGUGUGGACGCCGCAGCAGGGGGAGGAGCGCGCGGCGCGGGUCCUGGCGAGCUUGGCAGACUCGAGGCCAGAGGGCGCGUGCCCCCUGUGAGCGACGCGCGCUCUGUCUGUGUCUGUGUCUGUGUCUGUGUCUGUCUUGUGCCGGCUGUAGUGUGGCGGGGUGCAUGGUGCAUGGGGGAGGCCGGGUUCGUCGGAGCUUUCGUUGUUGAUUGCCGUUCGCCGGGGCGAGGCUUCCGCGCUCUCAAUGAGAGGCUCUCGUGGUUCGGCGCUUGAUGUGUGGCGUAUAGUAUAACUGUUUAAAUAACUCUUGGAGAAUUGUUUGUGGCGGCGGUUGGUCUA